Messenger RNA from Corythoichthys intestinalis (scribbled pipefish), 4341 nucleotides. RefSeq names its product heparan sulfate 6-O-sulfotransferase 2 (gene hs6st2). Lineage: Eukaryota; Metazoa; Chordata; Actinopteri; Syngnathiformes; Syngnathidae. The record is from RefSeq and is a predicted model, not a curated record. Gene Ontology annotation, cellular component: membrane. The coding region runs from base 1667 to 3052 and encodes 461 amino acids. The transcript is spliced from 2 exons. Gene Ontology annotation, molecular function: heparan sulfate 6-sulfotransferase activity.
UCGCUUUCGGAAGAUUUGGAUAGUUUCCGAUUCCGAACAAGGGCGGAACCCAACUGACGACGUGAGCUCAACUCAAAACUGUCAUUACACAACUACAACGUGCAAAGUGUAAAACGACAGACUUCUCACUCUCUGCUAGUUUCCAGUUCCACUUUUGCUAUAUAUAGAGCAAUUUCCUCCCAGUGAAUUUAGCCGAUUUAAUACUACAGGCACGUUUCACGAUUAUAAAAUAAUAUUCUUCUUCAAACUUUCUUACAAGUAUCACCUUUGAAAAAUACUUAGCUCCCCAAAUACCACCAUCACGACAAACAAUAAUGUAUAGUAAGCUCAAUUGUUAAUCAAAAGCAGGAAUUAAUUAUUUUUUUCUCAUAUUUUGGUCAGAAGAGACCGCUGUACAAAGUUACUACAAUAAAGCCGAACUACAUAAAUGUAUGUGAAAAUUUGACCUAUAUUUUCUCUUCUUGGAAUGGAGCGUCACAUCCUCAAUACAAACGAUCUUUGAUGCCAUUCCCUCCAGCAAUGACGUCUACACACCAACGUCAUCAUUUCAUUUAAAUGACAGAUUUAAAUACAGCUCCAUCAUUUAAAUUGAUUUCGUAGACGGGUACGCUGUUAUACAUUUGUCACAGUUAGCAGAAUUAUGCACACAAGCACUGGUACAUAUACAUACACCUUUAAAUUGAGAUUCUGUUUGGUAAUAAUUUAGUGGGAAGCUUAAAAACAAUCUGUCAGCGCUUGGAGUUCGUUAAAAAUUUCUCAGAUUUGCAUAAUGCAAAAUUAAAUACGUAAUUAUGUAAUAAGGAAUACAAGCAAUACAAAAACACAAGUCACUAAUAUGCACAUCUGGCUGUACCAAAAUGCCGAAACCCGGGAUCGAACCAGGGACCUUUAGAUCUUCAGUCUAACGCUCUCCCAACUGAGCUAUUUCGGCCGAUGGUGUCGCAGGGGUGCGGGCGUUGUAUUUGUAGACGUCCCCACGGAAACGUUUCCCAAAGUACGGAAGAUGAAUUUGUCUGAACACGCAGACGUUUUUGUUAGGCCAUCUUGUAUUCACUUUCCUGUAGCCUACAAGAUGUUUGUUCACUCAGCGAUGACGUCAUUUUCUCGCCAAACUCAGCGCAAAGGCUGCCGGGAAGAAAGGUCAAGAAUCGGUGUCUGGCCAGUGGAAGUCCUUUGAUUAACGGCUAACAAAAAGUCGGGCGUUUUUGGCAUAUAGGAUUUAACAAACGCCACAAGAUGAAUUACGAUGAUACUGUGGUAUUUGCAUGUUUUCUUGGGUACAAUACUACGAGAAAUGCCAUUAUGUCUUGUUUUAUUUGAGCGAUUUAGCAAGUGUUAGCAACCCAGCACGCUAUCGGCUACCUGUUAUUGUUUUGUGGCGGCCGUGCUUGCACGAGUCUUUAUGAAGAACUUGAUAGGUUCAAUGUGUAGCAUCUUCUCUUUAAAAUAACUGCGAAAUAUUUCCAGCCCCACGAAACACUUUGUACUCAUUUAACAGCUUAGAAGUUAAGUGUAAAUGGAUGCAACGUCGAAAUCAGGACGAAUGGAAAAUAGAUUAAAUCUAAAAAUCUAGGUAGUGGAAACAAUAUCCUUUAAAUAGAUUAAAUCCAAUUUUGGAGGUCACAUAGUUCUGGCAAGUGAUGUUAUUCUGCUGGUCUCUGCAAAAAUGGAUGACAAGUCCAGCAGCCACCACAGACUUCUGGUGGUCCUGCUCAUGGCGUUGAUCUUCAGCGUCAUCAUGAUCCAGUACGUAUGUCCAAGCAGAACUGAGUGCCAGAUGCUUCAUCAGCUAGGCUCCUGGUUUCAUAUGGCUACGGGUUCGCAAAACAGUGACGGUGAAGUCCAAGAGAAACGGGAUCCGUACAUCGCAGAAGAUGGCGCUUUGAUGCGCUUUAUCCCGCGCUUUAACUUCACCAAGGCGGACCUGAGUCGUGUUGUGGACUUCAACAUCAAGGGAGAUGAUGUCAUCGUUUUUCUGCACAUCCAGAAGACUGGUGGCACCACAUUCGGGCGACACUUGGUGCGGAAUAUCCAGCUGGAGAGGCCGUGCGAGUGCCACGCCGGCCAGAAGAAGUGCACCUGCCUCAGGCCGGGCAAGAAGGAAACGUGGCUCUUCUCCCGGUUCUCCACCGGUUGGAGCUGCGGACUCCACGCCGACUGGACCGAGCUGACCCGCUGCGUGCCGUCACAGAUGGAUUCGCGGGAAGCCCCUAAGAGCAUGCAGAGUCGGAACUACUACUACAUAACUAUCCUGAGAGAUCCGGUAUCGCGAUAUCUGAGCGAGUGGCGCCACGUACAGCGAGGUGCAACCUGGAAAGCGUCACUGCAUGUGUGCGACGGCCGCUCUCCGACGUCAUCCGAGCUUCCCAGCUGCUACCCGGGUGACGACUGGUCGGGCUGCUCUCUGCAGGAGUUCACCGACUGCCCUUACAAUCUGGCCAACAAUCGGCAAACACGCAUGCUGGCCGACCUGAGCCUCGUGGGCUGCUACAACGUGUCGGCCAUGAGCGAAGACGAGCGCUGGGCCGUGCUCCUGGAGAGCGCCAAGCGGAACCUGCGCGGCAUGGCCUUUUAUGGCCUCACUGAGUACCAGCGUAAAACCCAGUACCUUUUCGAACGCACCUUCCACUUGGCUUUUAUUACUCCCUUCACUCAACUCAACGGCACGCGCGCGUCAGGCGUGGAAGUCCCAGCCGACACGCAGCGGCGUAUCCGCCAGCUCAACCGCUGGGAUGUGGAACUCUAUGAUUACGCGCGAGAUCUCUUCCUGCAGCGUUUCCAGUUUGCACGUCAGCAGGAGCGGCGGCAGGCCAGAGAGAGGCGGCAGCAGGAGAGGCGGCGGCUCCGAGGGAGGCUAGCUGCAAUGCAAGGACGCCAGCAGAAACCCACUCAAGCCCCCACUCUAAUGGAAAAUAAUUUUGUAACUUUGUCCCAGGAAGAGGACAAAGAAGCCGAUAGUGCAAAUUCUGACGGGCUGCUUCCAGACUGGUGGGAAAUGGAUGAGAGUGGGACUUUGGAGGACUAUAUGGACAAUGUGGAACUGUGGAAAUGAACUUUUCUGUUCCUGACACAUUGGAAUUAAUGCCUUAAUCUGGGAAACCGAUGUUACAGGAGUGUUGCUAUCAUUUCGGAAAAAAGUGGAAAUGGAAUAAUGCAAUUAUUUUCAUAUUUUGUUAUAAGUUAUCCUGCAACAAAGAGCAAAGUUAAGUCUCACUUCAUGAUGUGAUGGUUAUGUUUUAACCUGAUCUUUUUCUCAUAACUGAUGAUGAUGACUGGUGAUUAAAACGUGAUGAUUUCACGUUUUGACGCAAUAUAUCUUAUAGUGUAUCGUGAUAAAUUGUAAUACAAGAACUAAAGUGAUGUUUUAUGUUAUAGCUUGAAGGUUUUUACUACGGUUUCAUGUUAUGAUUUCAUUUUUUUAAAACUUUGUUGUAAAGUAAAAUUUUUAUAUUUUCUAUCUUCACUAUUAUUUAAUGUGCUUUAAGAUUCUGUUGUAACAUGUUACAUUUUUUAAAUACUGGUGUGAUAGCAAUACACUAUCGUAAAAUAUGAUCUAAGUUGAGGAAAUGAACUUUAAGUAACUACACACGUAACCUUUACAGAAUAUUUCUGUUAUUUAUAAUUAUAAUCGUCAAUAGUACUUACAACCCCGGACUAAGCGGUUCACUUAAUGUAAUUUGUUUACACUACCACAGAGUUGCUGUUUUCAAUAAUGCAUUAUUCUAUCAAGUUGAUGUCCAAGAAGCACAGUAUGCAAAUUAUUAUUUCAUAACCGGAAUGUUAAAUCGAUGCUUGUCUGUUCUCAGUUGCUUAUGUCUUAAUAUUUCUUUGUUACUACUACAAUCUUAACUAUUAAUUAUCUCCAGAGCAGUACCGUACAAUUCAAUUCAAUUCAAUUCAAUUCAAUUUGUAUAGUCCAGUCACCUCUUGUGAAAACCUUUUAUCUCUGUACCGUUGUGCUUUGGUGGUGAAAAGAACAAUACCCUUCAUCAAGAAUUUAAUGUAUUAUCUUUAUAACAACUGAGGUUUAAUCCACACCAAGACACUCCAGUCUUAUUAUGCCUUUCAGUUCUUUAAAAAAAAAAAAAAAAAAAGUAGAACAACUUAAUACUUUUUACAUGUCACUUUAUAAUUGAAAAUCAUUGCUAUUCAAUCUUUUCGAAACAAAUUAAUGGAAAAUACCUCAGUUUGUAUCAUGUUUACUUUAAUGCUGUGAAUGUUUCAGUGUAUCUUAUCUUAAAUAUACAAAUAUUUUACAUGCACAUUGACUGAUUUUACUGGCAUCUUUUGUUACUGUAGAGAUCUGGGAACACCAAUAGAAUGUGGAAAACGUCUGUCAUU